CGGGCAGCUCCGCCCUCCGGACGGGAAUUAAAAUGCUUUCUAUGGGGACUUCUGCUUCUGAUGCCAGGACUCUUUUGAAGACCUCUUUUGUUGCAUGGUUUAAAGGAAGAUGAUGUUGUUAGUGAAUUCUGAGCAUCCUUCGGGAGGCUGAUGACCCUUCUGUUGUUGGUGUAUGCUGUCAUGGACAACUUCAAACGCUCUUUUUCAAAACACCACAGGCAAUUAAUUCAACUUAUAAAGGACUCCUGACUUUUGGCAUCUUCCUAAGUCCUACCUAGAUGCCACCAGUGUUUCCCAUGUUAACAGUUCUGAGCAUGUUUUACUACAUGUGCCUUCGGCGCCGAGCUAGGACAGCGACGAGAGGAGAAAUGAACAGUCGGAGGGCUAUUGAAUCGAACACCCGAGCCUUACCUAUCAACGUUGAAAUAGUUCAGUAUGCCAAAGAAGUGUUGGAUUUCAGCUCUCACUAUGGCAGUGAAAACAGCAUGUCCUAUACCAUGUGGAAUUUAGCGGGGAUUCCCAACGUGUACCCUAGUUCUGGUGACUUUACCCAGACUGCUGUCUUUCGAACUUACGGGACCUGGUGGGACCGUUGCCCGAGCGCUCGGCUGCCUUUCAAGAGGACACCAUCCACCUUCUGUAGCCAAGACUAUGUGGAACUUGCUUUUGAAGAACCAGUUUAUCCCACUGCAGUGCACAUUCUGGAAACAUACCAUCCUGGAGCUGUAGUCAGGAUUUUGGCAUGCUCUGCAAAUCCUUACUCACAAAAUCCACCAGCUGAAGUAAGAUGGGAAAUACUUUGGUCUGAGGCACCUACGAAGGUUAACGGUGCUCAGGCUCGGCAGUUCACACCUUGUAUCAAACAGAUAAACUUCCCCACAAACUUAAUCCGACUGGAAGUGAACAGCUCUCUUCUGGACUAUUACACUGAAUUGGAUGCAGUGGUACUACAUGGUGUGAAAGAGAGACCUGUGCUUUCACUUAAGACUUCAAUGAUUGAUAUGAAUGAUAUAGAUGAAGAUGAGGAUGAAGAAAAAUUUGCCUGUGGAAUGGACACCCUUAAUAAACAGUUCAGCAUUGUUACCCUCAGGGAAUGGCCAACUAAUGGAUAUUUUGAUAAACUGCCUUAUGAGCUCAUCCAGUUGAUUUUGAGUCACCUUACAGUACCAGACCUGUGUAGACUAGCACAAACUUGUAAGCUACUGUAUCAACAUUGCUGUGACCCUCUACAGUACAUUCAUCUCAGUUUACAACCGUACUGGGCAAGGAUUAAUGACACAUCCCUGGAGUACCUACAGUCUCGCUGCACGCUCAUCCAGUGGCUGAAUUUAUCUUGGACUGGAAACAGGGGAGCCAUCUCUGUUUCUGGAUUUAGCAGGUUCCUGAAAGUCUGUGGCUCUGAACUAGUGCGUCUUGAGUUGUCUUGUGGCCAUUUCCUUAAUGAAACAUGCUUGGAGGUCAUCACUGAAAUGUGUCCAAAUCUUCAGGAAUUAAAUCUCUCAUCAUGUGAUAAAAUACCACCUCAGGCUUUCAACCACAUAGCCAAAGUGGGCAGCCUAAAGCGUCUCAUUCUCUACAGAACAAAAGUGGAGCAAACAGCCCUGCUCAGUAUUUUGAACUUCUGCUCGGAGCUGCAGCACCUCAGCCUGGGCAGCUGUGUCAUGAUUGAAGACUAUGACCUCAUAGCAAGCAUGAUGGGAGCAAAAUGCAAAAAGCUUCGCAGUCUGGAUUUGUGGAGAUGCAAAAACAUAACUGAAAGCGGGAUCGCAGAAUUGGCUUCAGGCUGCCGGCUUUUGGAAGAACUUGAUCUUGGUUGGUGUCCUACACUCCAGAGCAGUACAGGCUGCUUCACAAACCUUGCGCGCAAACUCCCGAAUUUGCAGAAGCUCUUUCUUACGGCCAACAGGUCCGUGUGUGACACGGACAUCGAGGAGCUCGCUGCCAACUGCACGCACUUACGGCAGCUGGAUAUAUUGGGAACAAGGAUGGUGAGCCCUGCAUCUUUAAGAAAAUUGCUGGAGUCCUGUAAAGACCUUUCUUUACUCGAUGUGUCCUUCUGUUCACAGAUCGAUAAUAGAGUUGUGCUAGAACUGAAUGCCAGCUUUCCUAAUGUGUUCAUAAAAAAGAGUUUCACCCAGUGACUCUCUACAUAUGCUGCUGUGGAAUUCGUUUGACAGAGUUGUUUUCCUGUAAAUUUGUGCUGAUUUUUUUUUUUUAAGAGAAUAUAAAUCUGCUAUAAAAUAGUAGAAACUAUUAAUUAUCUACACAAAUGGGUAAAAUGCAUUUAAAUGUAUUAUGUUUCUUAAAGUUGAUAUUGUAGCUAAGAAUUAUUUUACUCUGCUAAUUGGUGGCACUGCAUGUUUUUAAAUACUUGCCAUAUGUCUGGCUUUAAUGAGAAGCAAAUGAAUGUCUUAAAUGUCCCUUCAUGGGGUGUUAUACACAAUACACUAUAUUAAUAUCCAGGUGAAAGCAGAAGUUCAGUAUUUAUCAGUAAGGAAAAUAUGGGUGCUUCCUUUUCAUGUGUUUGUGUGUGUAUAUAUAAAUGUAUACAUAUGUAUUUGUAUAUACAUACACAGAUAUUGUAGCAUUCUAGUUUGGCCUGCAGCAUAAGAUUUUAUCAUCUGGCCUAUUAUUAGCUAUUUGAAAACCAGUUUAAGUGUGUAUAAGAACAGACAGAAAAGGCACUUUGUCUUCUUCGAGUUUUGGCAGUGAAUUGUAUCUGAUGCAGUUUUCUCACUUCCUUCACCUGAAAUAGAUGUAGUGAUGUUUACAGUCCAGCCUAAGCAACACAACAGAUAAAUGCAAGAACCUGGACCACCUGAACUUAGAGCAGAAAUGAAAGAUAAAAUUGACAGCUGCUUCUUGCUAUUGAGACACAAAGUUUAAGCCAGGUACUUAAUGUCUUAACUGAUAAUGUGUAGAAAACUCCGGGGUAGUUUUCUUUUUCAAAUUUCUGUCAUGGUUGAAACUUGAUUUGUGAAACGUCUGGUUAUUGUGCAGAGUACCAUGAAAAGUAGAACUUGGGGUAAUGUGUUAGCAACUGUCCUUUCACUGGCAUCAAAUCUACUGUCAGGUGUAAAAACAAGCAUCUUUGUUCAGUAAAACAGCAAUGAAAAUAUAAUGGGUUUGAAACAAGGGCAAUACGAUUUGAUGAUUUUAUGAUCACCAGACCUUAGUACUGGAUUUGUUUUGUUUGGGUUUUUGUUUUGUUUUGUUUUUCCAAGAGGAGAGUAGCUCAAAGUACUAUUGCACUCUCUCUUUAAGACUGCUUAACCUCUGGAGAAGGAAAACUGUGUUGAUGGACAAUUUCUGGAAGUUUCUUUCUUUUGCACUUUCUUGGAUGAAGCUUUUCUCUUUUUUUCCCCUUGAAUACCACUGCUCUGUACAGCUUUGGUUUAGAAUUUUACCUUUUUAGCCAUUGUUGAUGCAUAUGGACCAUAAAAUAUAGGCUGUCUUUUGAUACUGAUUCUGUUAUUCUUGUACUGAUGGCACUUAUUACCUACUGGAAUAAGAAGAAAAAUACUUUGUCUGAGAGAAGUACAGUAUUGUACUGAAGAUCAGUGACAAAGAACACUUCAGUUCAUGCAGUAAAUAAGCAACUGCUACUAGAGGACUGCUGCAAAUCAUUAAAAAUCUGACAAUCUCUGUGACUCCUGAAUGACUGCUUUGAACUCUUUGUGCUGGUGCCAAUACUUUAUAAACCAUGUCAUGAAACAGCUACAGAACAUUUAUCUGAUUUUAUUGAAAGACCUAGUUCUUCAGAUUUUUAAAUUUUGCUGAAUCUCUGGGGAAUUCCAGAUCCAAAGAAGGGCAUGCACAGUUGGCUUUUUGAUUUUUUUCCCUCCACACAGAUGGCACUAUGGGAUUUCCAACUAGUUUAUGCCGUUCCAUUUUUUUUUCUUCUUUAGAAAUCUGGGCAUUGUCAGAGAACUUUAAAUUGAUUUACUUUUUUUUUCCAUACUGAAAGAUGUCAGCUUUGGUAUGAUUCUCUGUGAGACCUCAUUUCUCUCAAUCAUGUUUGGGUUCAUUUGUUUUUCUGUGAACUUUUAACUUUUUUUAGUCUAUAUUUUUCAUUCUAAUUAUUAAACAUUAUUAUUCUAGUUACAUGAGAACACAGGUACAGAUAACGGGAGUUUACAAAGAACAGAGUUCAAAACAAAUGUAUUUGUUGUAAAACUUCACUUCUCAGGGGUUGUUCUGUGUUUAUCUCCUUUUUUUCCUAUAGAGAUCCAUUUUGUUUGUUUUUCACUGUAAAUACAAUGGGAUGUGGAUGAAGUGAUAGCCAUUGUGCCUUCAAACUGGUAAACUUGGUAGAUAAUAGAGUUUUUCUCAUCAAUUAAUCAAAUAAUAAGUGUUUUUGUAAUCAUGUACAUGUAAAGAGUUUCAUAUUUGAAAUAUUGGUUGCUUUUUAGGUAGCAUAAAGGAGGUUUAAAUUGAAUUUUUGUUCAUACUGGAGGAUCUUUUCUUUCUUAUGAUGCAUCUUCUGUUUGAAAAUGUUUUUUCCAGGUAUUCUCUAUUGUCACUUGGAAGAUAAAUUGAAGUUGACCUUUUAUUUGGAUUGUUUAAAACUUGUUUAAACAAACAAAAAAAAAAUUGUUUAAACUAUUACCAACAUAUAAUGAAUUCAAAGAGCAAAGAAGCAAUUGGGAAUGACUUCCAUCUAUAGUUGUAGAUUCAACCUUCAGUCAGAGAGUAAGAAACUUUUAGCUAUGGCCUUAUAAGUCCCAAGAAGUCUUCCAGCAAAACAGUUAGACCAGACUUGACAUUUGUAAUACUUGUAGGAUAAAGAAAACAACCUGCUUUUAGACCUUCCUCAUAUGUCACAGAGAAGCAAGAAUAGGACGCUGUCUCUUUAGUUCUGCUAUCUUAUACUUGUGUCUAUUUAUUUAUAUAUAUAUGUAUACAUAAAUUAUAUAUACACACAUAUACAUUCAUGUGUUUAUAUGAAUUCUUUGGAUGUGUGUACAUACAUAAAUAUAUAUGUAUAAAUCUCAAAGUUUUUCAUGUAGGAAUUACUUUUGUAAAGUGAGUGUAAUAGCAAAAGGUGUUUCAUAGCAGUUCUGCUUUCAACUAUUGCUUUACUCUACCUGGAGACUGAGUUCAUCUCCACCCAUGCAUCAGGAAAAGCCUGGACAGAUGUGCUGAAUUUCCAGUGUUGCUUUGCCAAAGUGCCUUUUCAUUUGCUCGUGGAUGGUGUUACAGGGUAUGAAGAGUGAAUGCAAAGUCCCAUAACUACUGUGGACUGUCUCCUUGCAAAGCAGUCGUAUAGAGGGAAACUUAUAUUCUAGUUUCAUUUAAUCCAAAAUGAAUGAUGUCAAUUCCUUCACUGGAUUAAUUUAAUUACUCUUGAAUUGGGUCUCAGCUCCAUCACUAGACUGUCCCUCAGUCAUGUUAUUUAUAUUCUUCUGUUAAGGAAUAUUCCUUUUUCUUUACUUCUGUUGUUUGAUUAUCUGUCUUUUUGAAGCUUUGUAGAAGAUGUACUUUGGCACCAAAUAUUAAAAAAACCAUGGCUGUCGUGUUCAAAAAAAAGGGGUUUACUCUGAACUGCUCCUGUUUUUAAACUAAAGGGGAUCUUCCUCUGUGUGAAAUUGAUGUGGGAUGGCCUGUAGGUAAAGAUGUAAUUUCUUGGGUAAUUUUAAAAACUAGUAUGAUAACUUUACCAUUUAAAGCAUCUUCUUAACUCUUCAAGGCUUUAAUUCAGCAGUGUACUUACUUGUAUUCAUAAUUUUGAGAUGUCUGGCUACAUAGCUCUAUAAAAUGGAUGGGGUUUCUGUUCUUUAAAUUAUACACCUGAUUAAGUCAUGCUCCAUUAGUGAGCAUGACUUAUAUAGAACAGUUUUGCAUAGGAGCUUAUAAUCCUCCACGUACUUGGAAGUCCAAGUUUCAGACAAAAAAACCACAAACAAACAAAACCUUUGUAUUUCCUUAGAGCUCUUAUGCUAAGUUUUCCAGAUACAAGAUGUCCAGUAAUCAUGGUACACAGUGAGUAGAAUUCAUCUCACUGAAUGUUAGUUCUCUGAAAGUUAGACAUCUACUUCAAGGAGGAAUCUGGGCACCGCUGGGGAGUUAUUAAUCUCUUAAGGCAGACAUUUCAGGAAAGUAGAAUGAAUCAUGUUCUAGAGAGCCUCUCUGGAGACUGUGGAAGCUGUGAUUUAGCUCAGGUUAGAUACUAAACUGAGAUUAAUUCCAUCCAGUGCUGUACUACCUGUCUUGAAAAACAAGACUGAAACAACAUCCAUUCUUAAACCUUCAAAUCCUUCAAAUUCUAUCCAGAGAGAAGCAAAAAAAAAGAAAUUCUGAGGAGGAAACCUUGAGGAAUUUUCUUAAUGCCGGGAUCUGCUUUUGCUCCUUGCUAAUACCUGUGGUAUAUAAUUUGUUUUAUUUUGUUAGUUUGGCUUUUGGGUUUGGGUUUUUUGGAAAUGCAUCCUCUUUCCCUGUACCAGAAUCUCAUGUACCUAACUGGCUGUAUGUAUAGUUCCAUAAAUGCGUGAAGUGAACAGGCAAACAUAAUUAACUUAUUGCCACUAUUUUGGUAAUAUUUCAUAGUGCUCUAAUAAAGACUGAGUAGUUUAACUGCUCUACUGUCAUCAGAAAUGUCACCCACUGUGCAUUUGCAAAAAUUGUGUGCUGAGUCCUGGUUCUUACUGUGUAUACUUACUGCAUCUUAUGGAGUAUAUUUCCCAUGUCACAUCAGCAGGACUGCUAAAUUUACAAAAACUAAAUAAAAUGUAGCAUUUUAUUAUGAGGACUAUGGGAGUGACUUUAUAUGUGAUUUACAUGUUCAUUACUGCUCUUUUACAGUGAUUCUGUAAGUUGUAGCUUUUGAAAUUACGAGACUAGAAAUCCCUAGUUUAAUGUAUCUGCACACUCUGUGUCAGAUGCAGUCAGUGUUUUUUCCCAAAUGAAGGCAUUAGUCCUUCACUGAGAUGAUGAUUUCUGUGAUUUUUAGAUAUCUGACUUGAUAAUGAAAUGCAAGAAGGUGCUCUUUAAUAAAUUUUACCAGCACAGGAUAAAUUGUUGUAACUGACAUUUGGAAGGGCUGAGAAAUGAGUGUUGCAUGUUACAGAUCCUCAUGAGCUUCAGAGAAGGGCACCAGCAGGAAGAGUCUCAUUAAGAAGACUCAGCCUCUGAGUAGGAGGCAAUGGUGAGAUUUUCCUUUUCAGCUAAUGGACUAAAUACUUUUGUUUGAGUUACAUAGCUCUGGUUUCUGCUUGUCUUGUUUUCAUUUAAGGAUGGUAAAUGGUGCAGUUAGGACAGACAUCCUAAGCUGAAGGACAUCCAUUGUGAGGAGUGAAGUUUUUCUGUUGCAUGUUUUGUUUCAACUUUUCUAAAAAUAAAAGAAUAAAAAUACCCUCAACUAUUUGAGUAAUCUAUUCCUUAGCUUCUGAAGAAAUGCAAAUGUCAAGAAGAUUGAGAAAAGGAAAAAAGGGUACUUAUCCAGAUUUAUCUGGAAACUCAUGGAAGGGUAGCCAGAGCUAUUUAUAGAUGUGAGGAAAGUAAGUGCCUUGUUCUAGAUCAGCUGUUACCUUUCCUAGAAACAUAGCUUUCCACAUAGAAUCACAUGCUCGUACUUCUAAAUCAAGAUUUACCAUUUAGAUGCUCUUAAUGUUGACCUUUCGUGUACAUGUUUGUGCAGUAAGUCAGAAUGUCUCUUUGUUUCACUUCUAUCAACUACAUAAAAAUAGUUUUUCUUUGCCUA
Molecule: messenger RNA, 7699 nt
Organism: Vidua macroura (Pin-tailed whydah)
Lineage: Eukaryota; Metazoa; Chordata; Aves; Passeriformes; Viduidae
Gene: FBXL4
Product: F-box and leucine rich repeat protein 4
Exons: 9
Coding region: 279-2141 (620 amino acids)
Biological process (GO): SCF-dependent proteasomal ubiquitin-dependent protein catabolic process
Cellular component (GO): SCF ubiquitin ligase complex
Molecular function (GO): protein binding
Source: RefSeq, a predicted model, not a curated record